Messenger RNA from Myxocyprinus asiaticus (Chinese sucker), 2639 nucleotides. RefSeq names its product prostaglandin E2 receptor EP1 subtype-like. NCBI's taxonomy places the organism in Eukaryota, Metazoa, Chordata, Actinopteri, Cypriniformes, Catostomidae. Gene Ontology annotation, cellular component: plasma membrane. Gene Ontology annotation, molecular function: thromboxane receptor activity; prostaglandin E receptor activity. The coding region runs from base 64 to 1206 and encodes 380 amino acids. The transcript is spliced from 2 exons. The record is from RefSeq and is a predicted model, not a curated record. Gene Ontology annotation, biological process: positive regulation of cytosolic calcium ion concentration; adenylate cyclase-activating G protein-coupled receptor signaling pathway; inflammatory response.
UUGACAUCUUUUUCAGAUCACACUCACCUUGCAAGGACUGCUUGACUGUCCUUCUGUCACACCAUGGAUAUUCUGUUCACAUCUUCCUUCCCUGUUUCAUGCCAGCACUCUAGAGACUAUAAUCUCACAACGUUCUGUCCCGACAACCAAACUUUCAACUCAACGUCUACUGGUCUGAUUAACCCACCUGCUUUUGGAAUGUCCUACUUCACUAUGACCCUCGGUGCACUCUCAAACCUGAUGGCACUAGCAAUCCUUGCCCAUUCCUACGCCCGCUUCCGGCGGCGAGCCAAGGCACCAUUCCUGUUGCUAGCUUCAGCCCUACUUCUGAGUGACCUGGCGGGUCACGUGAUCACUGGAGCCUUGGCACUGCACCUCCAUCUAGGAAGAGUCAAGCAUCACGGAGCGGCAAUAAUAGUGGAGCCUCCUCAGAGUUACUGCAAACUGUUUGGAGCUUGCAUGGUGUUUUUCGGCCUUUGCCCUCUAUUGCUAGGCAGUGCGAUGGCAGUGGAGCGUUGCAUAGGCAUUACACAACCUCUCCUGCACUCGACUGUUGUUACUGUAGCACACAUCCGCUUCACUGUUCUCUUGGUCACCUCCAUGGCCCUUACUUUGGCGGGACUCCCCCUACUGAAUGUGGGCAACUACAAACCCCAGUUCCCUGGUACUUGGUGUUUCUUACCGGUAAACGGUCCACUUUCCAUAGCCGAAGCAAGCCUUGCUUUGGCUUUUUCAAUACUGGGGCUCAUAGCAUUGACCGUCUCAGUUCUAUCCAAUACUAUAAGUGGGCUGAAAUUGUUCCAGGCAAGGUUUAAGGACCAACGUGUUAAGUCAAGCAUGGCUCGUAGACAUGGGUCGUUUUUGUCCUCGUCUCUGCAUUCAUUGGAUGUGGAGAUGAUGACUCAACUGGCUGGGAUAACGGUGGUCUCCUGUGUCUGCUGGAAUCCUUUUCUUAUUUAUAUCCUCAUGUCUGUGAUCAAGUUUUAUGAAGGAAUCAGCAGACCAGAGCACCAGUGUGAGAAACUGCUUCUACUAGUCUUGCGCUUGGCCAGCUGGAACCAGAUUCUGGAUCCAUGGGUUUAUAUCCUCCUACGACGAGCAGUUCUGCGCAGAGUCCUUCAGCUGCUGCAGUCUGAUGCUAGAGUCAUGUUCACACCAAGCAGCUCUUACACUGACUCCCACAGAAAGCAAAUUAGUUUACACUGAAUACACAUUUGUUUAUGCUAAUUACGAAUAUGUUUACAUACAGUAUGUGGUCAGGCACCAAACAUAUGUGAAAUUUCUGUGUUUAUCUGUAGCUGUCAAAAGAGAACGAGAGAGAAUGUGAAAAGGUCUAAAACAAGUGUUUUUUGUAUCUAUUUACUGUUGCACAAAUUAUUAUUUUUUUAGCAUGAAAGUGUUGAGUUUACAAAAAUUGUGUUUUCCCUUACAAAAAUGUUCCAUGGAAACCAAAGAUUCCUCCAAAGUAGUACAGUUAGUACAGUGACUGGUACUUAAAAAAAAAAAAAAAUACCCUACUAGCUACUAUUAGCCACCACUGUCACUGUCAUUUGUUCACCAGUAAAUCUGUUUAUUUACUGUCACAGUCUUUUGUGCAUGAAAAGAUUGUACAUGUUGCAUGACUUGAAUUUCCAAAAUAUAAUGCAGCAAAAUGUACAAAGUGUGUUACAGAUGUUAUUUGUGUAGGGCCCACAGAACGAUAAAUGAAUUCUGCACUCCAAAAAACCCUAAAUUGAUUACACUGUUAUUCAAAUUUGAUACAUUUCAAAAAUUUCAACUGCAUCAGUCACAAGUGGGUGAAUGACGUUACUUUUUUUUUGUCCAGAUGACAAAAUACGUUAAAAUGCAAUUCACACAAAACAAUUACUUGAAUACUCCUUUACGAUGACAAACACGCUUUUAAUUCCAGAGUUUAAGAUCAUUUAGAUUUUUCUGGGGCUUAAAGUUGCUGUAAGCGAUUUUUUUCAUAGAAAGGUAUGCAAACAAUUUUGCUACUCCCUGAAAGAUAUUAAUGAAAUAAGUGUCAUGAGAUAACAGCAUAAAUAGCAAACAAACAUGUGUCCCUGGCCGUGGACAAUGAUGCUUUCUGCCUGUCAAUCAUUUUGCGUGUUCUCAUAGUAUUGUAGUUGCAGCAAAUUAUUGAGACUUACUGCCAUUUUAUGCCAUGUUGCUCCUAACAGUUGUCAGUUGAGGGCGCUAUUUUCUGUUGUUGUUUUUGACAACCGUUCCUACUCCUGUCGGUCUUAAUAAAGCUCAUUUGGAGUGCUUCUCAAACAGAAGGCUGUGUGUCCUUCCUAGACCAGUCCAUCUGAGGCUGCAGGCUAGACUCCUCCUAAGCAUUCAGCGCUAGAAUGAGACGGUCUAGUAAGUGUGCAUGGCAAACCAUAUGCUUAGAACCAUGUGAUAUUUUACUUUGUUUAGAAAACCCAUAUACUUCAGAAAAUGAGAAAUAUGUCCUUAAUCUCUUAAUUAUCUUAGCAUAAAAUUUUAUUCACAAAGCUAGAGUCACUCAAAAAAGCCUUAAUAUAAAACAUUUUUCAACACUGAACUUAGAAUUUAUAUUUUAACCCUUUCAAAUAUGAAAAAAACAGAACCCUAGACUUGUAAAAACUAAAACUUUUACAGCUUUUCAAGUUCAU